UAGGUAUCACAUAUAUUUUUUCUCAUUUAUGAGAUCUUUUUCUUACACGCUUAUAUUUUUAUUUUGCAAACCAUUAUAUCGAGAUAGUAUAAUGGCGGCCACUAUGCCAAUAAACCCUAAACCAUUUUUAAAUGGUCUGACAGGAAAACCAGUUAUGGUAAAACUGAAAUGGGGACAUACUUAUAAAGGAUACUUAGUGUCUGUUGACGGUUAUAUGAAUAUUCAAUUAGCAAAUGCAGAAGAGUACAUUGACGGCGAUUGUACUGGAAGUCUUGGAGAAAUUUUGAUAAGAUGUAAUAAUGUUAUGUAUAUACGUGGUGUUGAAGAAGAAGAUGAAGAAGGUGAAAUGAAAGAUUGAAAAUUUCAAAAUAUAUGUUGAUUUCACCACACUUUCAAAUUCGAUUAUAAAAAAUAAAUAAAUAUAUAA
Messenger RNA from Phymastichus coffea, 427 nucleotides. RefSeq names its product small nuclear ribonucleoprotein F (gene SmF). NCBI's taxonomy places the organism in Eukaryota, Metazoa, Arthropoda, Insecta, Hymenoptera, Eulophidae. Gene Ontology annotation, cellular component: U1 snRNP; catalytic step 2 spliceosome. Gene Ontology annotation, molecular function: RNA binding. The transcript has 2 exons. The coding region runs from base 29 to 358 and encodes 109 amino acids. Gene Ontology annotation, biological process: mRNA splicing, via spliceosome; spliceosomal snRNP assembly. The record is from RefSeq and is a predicted model, not a curated record.